AUGUGGCAGGUCGUGGUAGAGAGCGCGAGCGAGGCACACGGACCGGCGCGGCAUUUUCAUCGCGCGGAUCGCCAUCCGCCGGCCGGCGCCCGGCUCCCGGCUCCCGGCUCCGUUCCGCCCACUGGGGCAGUGGGCACACACUGCCUGCCACUGGUACGGGGCACGGGCGCCGCCGAGCGGUGCGCGGACAACGUGCGCGCCGACGAGCCACACAGACAGACAGACGCGAACCAACCCCAUGCAUGGCCUGUCGCCUUAGGUAACGUGUGGUCCUCCUCGCCUGGGAAACGUGCGUGCCUCGCAUCGCAGAUUGGCAGAUUGUACUCUUUUUCCCGCGCAUCUGCAUGCUGGUACGGACGUUGGUGGGCUGGCAACGUCCCACUACGAACGACCGAACAAUUAUGUGGCGAUCAGGUGUCGGUAACAAUGAUUAGAAAGAAGGGACGGCGGCACAAUCUCGACCUCUCCGGUGUGGCAAUGCAUGUGUGAGCGACACGGCCCCCAAUCUUGGAGAUCCCGUGAAUAAUUAAGGCGGAUAUAUGCAAUACUAUGCUUUGCAAUACUAUGCUGCACGCAACACGGUUCAAGUAAUUGCAGGCAUAUCCAAUUAAUUCGAGGACCACGGGUGCCUAGAGAGGGAUAUCGUCGAUCGGUAGGCAUGCAUUGGCAUCCUCUUUUUUUUUUUCCUUUUUCUUUUGCUAGUUGCAGGCUUGGUUGAUGCGUGAGAUCGACCUCCCCCAUGCCAUGCCAUGCCAUGCCUCGCGCCGUGUAUGAUGAUAAGCUAGGUCCGCGCAUGAUCCUUGUUGUAUGGUGCUACUGCUGGCGUCAAGCAAAAGCAGCACUAUAGAUCGCCCAUCGCUCAAGAUUCAGUCCAGCAGGGGUUCCCCCACCACUCGUGCAUGCCACUUGCAAUAUGUGGGGAAUAGGAGGAGAUCAGAGGAGAAUAUCGCGUGUGCUACGCAAAUACUUUCCGGCCUGUUUCAAACUACAAGUUAUUUUAUUUUUUUAAAAAGUGAAAGCAUCUUAAUUUUGAAUAAUAUUUAUGAUAUAGAUAAAUUCUAUUUUUUUUUACU
Messenger RNA from Zea mays, 1073 nucleotides. RefSeq lists its product as uncharacterized. Bases 1 to 489 code for a protein of 162 amino acids. NCBI's taxonomy places the organism in Eukaryota, Viridiplantae, Streptophyta, Magnoliopsida, Poales, Poaceae. The transcript is spliced from 3 exons. The record is from RefSeq and is a predicted model, not a curated record.